GCGCGUUCGCCAGCGCAGCGACUCUUCCACUUCGAGAAACCGCGGGCGGGCGCGACGACGUUAAGCGCAGCCGUCGACGCCGCCGAGCGCCUCGCUUGUUUGCCGGUUACUGGCUCCUCCGCGAAGGAAUGCGAUAUUUCGGGAAGUCGGGCCGAAGCCCGACGGGGAAGCUGCUGCCCUGAGUCAAAACAGGCGCACACCGUGCUGUCGACAUGCCCGGCCUUCGGCGGGCCCACAACCAAGUACCACCGCUGAUCCGCGGAGAAGCGCAUUUGCGGCAACACCACGGAGUCGAGGCGCGCGAAGCGCCUCAAGACAAGCGUCCCCGGAGUUGUUCGAGUUCGCCGCCGCGAGUUGAGUGACUGAGUGCGACGACGCCUUUGGUCGAGCGCAGGAACGACGCUCGCGCUGCGGCGGUCUGCGCGAACCGCUGUUGCCGUUGGAACGAGGAACCACUGCCAAGAAAGAAGCGACGUCACUACGACGCGCGCUGAAGAAAAGCGCACGCGUGCGAGACGCGCGCGACUGCUAAGACGACGUUUAGCGGCGGCGACCUUGUCAGGCUUAACCAACCUGUCCCGUCGGAGAAGAGGACCUCAUUCCUCCUCGGACUACCUACGCUGACUUUUUGUUUCCUUCUUCUUUGCCUGUUAUUUCUUCCCUCGGCCGUCGGAGAAUUCGUGGUGGGACGAGUUGCGCAGAAAGAAGCGGCGACGGAAACGUGCAAAUGACGAGGCUCCGGAUGAAUCGCUAACCUCGGAGGGUCCCGGUUCGCCAUGGGCACGUCGGCGCCGGCGCGAACGAGUGCCGACAUCUCCCCCAGCGAAGGCGACCGCGACAGCAAACUUGGAGAACUGUCGUCGCCCAGCGAAGAGGACGCCGCCGCUGGUCUCGAAAAUGAUAUGCGACGUGGCGAGAACCGUCCCAGGAGUGCAAGCCUGCUGUCCAGGCUUAGCCAGUACAUAUGGCUCAUGCCACUGAUACACACUCACUUCUGGGUGUCAGCGGCAUUCUCCCUUAUGCAGCCGUACUAUCCUCGCCUCGCGGCAAAAGCUGGUCUCGAGGCAUGGAAGUACGGCUUCGUGUUUUCAACAUUCAAGCUAACAAUGCUUCUUGGAUCUAUAUCCACCGAAAGACUUAUGGUUCUUUCGACUCCACUUAAAUGCUACCUCUGUGGCCAAGUUGGCUUCUUCCUGUACAAUGUCAUGUUUGGGUCCCUUUACUGGUCACCGGGAGGAACCGUUUUCCUUGCACUCUCCUUGGUGGCAGUCAUCUUCGGUGGCUUCGUGCAGACAGUGUACCUAGUCUCAGCGUACUCAGUAGUCACCUCUGAGUUGCACCAGAGCAGCGGCGUCAUCAUCGCCAUCAUGGAAUUCAUGUUCGGAUGCGGGAACAUGGCUGGUUCCGUACUCGGAGGAGCCCUAAUCGACUUGUGGGAAUACCCUCUGCCAUUUUUUGUCCUGGGCACCAUAAUCAUCCUGUCGAUUCCUUGGAUUAUCAAGCACAAGAAGGUCCCGAACAAACAACCCGAAGCUCCACCUGAGGGGGCCCUGAUGCCUGCCCAAGGUUCGGAGAAAAAGCUGUAUCGGCUGCUUUGGGACCCACUUUUCAUGGUCAACAUGGUAACACUGAUGCUCUCCUGGGUCAUCAUGGGUUUUAACGAACCCACCCUGGAACCGUACUUGAGACAGUUCAACCUCAGCAGCACGCGACUUGGAGUACUGUACAUGGUACAGUUUGCAAGUUACACCGUGGGCGCGGCAUUCGCGGGACUGUUUUGUUACGUCAAGAUGGCAGCAUUUUUUGCUUUUGCUGGGCAACUGAUGACGGCUUUCGCCUACCUUAUACUUGGCCCAGCACCGUUUGUCCAACAAGACCCGCAGCUCUGGAUGGUCUACGUCUCUCAGACGUUCACGGGUGUUGGAAUGGCUGCCCAAUUCAUCUGCAGCUUCUCGUUAGCUCUCAGCCAUACAGCUAAGCGAGGCUACCCAGACGACAUACGGACUACUGGAUUCGUGUCAACUGUUGUAGUGACCUUCUUGGUUAUUGGUGCCAUUACGACACCCCCGAUAGCAGGGUAUCUCGUAGAAAAGUUCAGCUACAGACCGGGAUCUAUGUUCCUCUUCGGCAUCCUCUUAUUCUGGACCCCCAUAACCCUUCUCCACUGGGUUUAUUUGAUGUACAUUCAACGGACAAGGAGUGCCGGUGUAGCACUGCAGGAUCGAUCCAUUUCUUCUCGAAAGUCAUGAAUGUGCCAGCAGUUGUCAUUUUGUGCCAGUAAUAAAUAUAUAUUCGUUUUUUGUA
Messenger RNA from Rhipicephalus sanguineus (brown dog tick), 2304 nucleotides. Its product is annotated as MFS-type transporter SLC18B1. Gene Ontology annotation, biological process: transmembrane transport. The coding region runs from base 777 to 2249 and encodes 490 amino acids. The record is from RefSeq and is a predicted model, not a curated record. Gene Ontology annotation, molecular function: transmembrane transporter activity. The transcript has 14 exons. NCBI's taxonomy places the organism in Eukaryota, Metazoa, Arthropoda, Arachnida, Ixodida, Ixodidae.